AUUCAAAGAGACAUUAUUAGUAACAUAGAAUUAUGUCCGUGUUUGGCAAGCAAAGCACUACUCCACUAGACGCCUUUCUCAACCGCCCGCGCCCAUCGGCCUGGCAGCAGUUUCUCAGCCAGCCUUGUGUCUUCCUCGCACGCAAGGUGUAUACUUGGCAACAAAUAACCCCUGCCCAGCCACUCACUAACCCUGUCUCCGUUGUUUGCAUAUCCGACACCCAUAACUCUCAACCGGCUCUUCCAGAUGGCGAUAUCCUCAUUCAUGCUGGAGAUCUGACCCAGUCAGGAUCUCCGAAGGAGUUACAAGCGACAGUGGACUGGCUGCACGCGCAGCCACACCCAAUCAAGAUCGUUAUUGCCGGGAACCACGACCUGUGUCUAGACGCCAGCUUUACCCACGGAUCUGACCAUGCGUCUUUAACGGGUACCUCUAAGCCCCCCGGGGAACCCAUCAACUGGAGAGAUAUAAUAUAUCUCCAGGAUACAGAAACAACAGUCACAUGCAAUAACGGGCGCCGUCUACGUAUUUACGGCAGCCCACACUCGCCUCGUCACGGUAACUGGGCCUUCCAGUAUCCUCGAUCCCAGGAUAUCUGGACAGGCAAGGUACCGGGUGAUCUUGAUAUUCUGGUAACGCACGGUCCACCUCGCGCACAUCUCGACCUGUUAAACCUCGGUUGUGUGCAUCUGUUACGAGAGCUCUGGCGUGUUCGACCGCGGUUGCAUGUAUUCGGGCAUGUCCAUGAAGGCGCGGGAACGGAGUGGCUCCAGUUCAAUGCGUUGCAGGAUGUAUAUGAGCGCACUGUAGUCUCGAAGGGUGGGGCUUGGAAUCUUGUUCAGGUAAUAAAGGCGUUUGUACAGGCAGUCUUCAGCCCUAUUAUUGAAGCAAAAUGUCUUCUUGUGAACCCGGCUAUUGUAGGUGGCCUUCGGGAUGACGAACGUCGACGGCCUGUCAAAGUUAUCAUUUGA
Aspergillus campestris IBT 28561 is the source of this 971-nucleotide messenger RNA. RefSeq names its product Metallo-dependent phosphatase. The record is from RefSeq and is a predicted model, not a curated record. Lineage: Eukaryota; Fungi; Ascomycota; Eurotiomycetes; Eurotiales; Aspergillaceae. The transcript has a single exon. Gene Ontology annotation, molecular function: hydrolase activity. The coding region runs from base 33 to 971 and encodes 312 amino acids.